Messenger RNA from Hermetia illucens (black soldier fly), 1717 nucleotides. RefSeq names its product facilitated trehalose transporter Tret1-like. The record is from RefSeq and is a predicted model, not a curated record. The coding region runs from base 237 to 1637 and encodes 466 amino acids. The transcript has 8 exons. NCBI's taxonomy places the organism in Eukaryota, Metazoa, Arthropoda, Insecta, Diptera, Stratiomyidae. Gene Ontology annotation, cellular component: membrane. Gene Ontology annotation, molecular function: sugar transmembrane transporter activity. Gene Ontology annotation, biological process: carbohydrate transport; transmembrane transport.
AAUUUUAGAUAGAUAAAAUAAAUACGAGAUCGAGAGUUUGACUGGGCGAGCUUAUAUAAAGCGCCAGAUUAAUUACUGUGGUCAGUGGUUUGUCGCUCGUAAUUCAAAUUGAUAGUAACCGAGAAGUGGGAUGUAGUGAGUCGUUGCGGUUAAUUACUGAAUCAUAGCUUCUUUGAAAUCAAGGUAACAUCCUAAGAUCCUUUUAAACACUUCGGAUAUCAUAAGUGUCCUGCAAGAUGACGAGAAACACCUCGAAGUACCAAUGCUAUGCCACGGUGUGCGUUAAUCUUUUGACGAUUUGCUUUGGAGCAUUUAUUGGAUGGCCAUCAGCAGCUCUCUUACUGUUACAGUCAAAAGAUUCGCCUCUGGAAGGAGGCCCACUUACAACGUCUGAAGUAUCAUGGGUAGGAUCAGUAAUAUGUAUUGGCGCGCUUUGUGGUACUCUCCUUUUUGGUUGGACGUCCGACAGAUUCGGCCGAAAAAUUUCCAUGCUUGUUGCUGUUAUUCCUCAGUUGUUGAGUUGGCUGUUCAUUGUGUUCGCAAAAAAUUUCUUGCAUUUGAUCAUCUCACGUGUAAUGGGAGGAAUCUCUGCUGGCGCGAUUUUUAUCUUAGUACCUUUAUAUGUUAACGAGAUAUCAGAAGACAGAAUACGUGGCUCACUCGGGGCUUGUUUUGCCUUCUGUGCCAACAUUGGAACACUGUCCGCCUACGUUUUAGGCAACUUUAUGAGUUACAACACCAGCCCCUACAUUUUUAUAGCUCUGACGUUACUCUAUUUUGUGUUAUUCAUAUUUUUACCUGAAACACCCAUUUAUCUGAUAAAGUCCAGGAAAGAAGAGGAAGCUGAACACUCUCUUCGCUACUUCAGAAAUCUGAGAAAAAUUUCGCAGCCUCCAGAUGUCUUUAAGGCAGAAAUGGAGCAAAUCAAAUGCGAACACAUGGACGAUACUACGAAGAGUGACGAAGAGCCGCUCAGCUGGAGUGAUUUUUGUAACCCAGUGGCAAGGCGUGUUAUCCUCAUAGGCGUGUCGUUGAUGGCUCUGAACCAAUUUUGUGGAGGUUUCGCGAUAAUCAGUUACACAGCAACACUAUUUGAGGAGUCUGGGUCAUCCCUAAGUCCCAAUGUUUCAGCAAUCAUUGUGGGAGUUAUUUUGAUAGUAGGAUCGUAUGUUUCUACUCUUCUUGUAGAGCGAGCGGGUCGAAGGGUUCUAUUAACAGUUUCGGCUGUGGGAACUGGUUGCGGAGAAGUUUGCCUAGGCUUGUACAGCUACUGUAAAAUGCUUGGAUUUAACGUUGAAGCUCUGACUUGGAUUCCAAUCGUAAGCUUCGCAGCUAUAAUAUUUGUUGCAUCCUUGGGUGUGUUGACAUUGCCCUAUGUAGUAUUGGCGGAAAUAGUCCCUCCGAAAAUCCGUGCCAUAACAGUUUCAUUUUGUAUGAUCAUGUUUUGGAUAUUUGCCUUUAUAAGUGUUAAGUAUGUGCCAAUUCUAAUGGUGUUAUUCGGUAUCCAUGGCUGUAUGUUCAUAUUUGCAAUAUGCUGCUUUGCUGGAGCUGCAUUCGUUUUGAUUUAUCUUCCGGAGACAAAGGGAAAACGUCUAGAAACCAUAUUGGCAGCCAUCGAGGAAAGAACUAGUAGAUAAAGGACCUUUAUUUAUAGUAUACUAAUUUGUAUUUAAAUUUAAAAUAAAUGAUAAGGAUCCCAAGGCUAUAUAAAUGUACA